AGCUUGGCUGUGAAACAGGCCAAGAGUCCAUGUCUGCCAUGAAGAUAACAGGCACCUUUGUGCUCCUCACCGUGGCAGUUCUUUGCUUAGCAAAUGCUGCCAAAGAGAAUGAGGUAGACUGCAGUGAAUACAGGAGGUUAGAGAGAGGAAGACCUAUUUACUGCGAAAGACUCUACCAACCUUAUUGUGGCUCUGAUGGCAAAACAUAUAACAACAAAUGUUCUUUCUGCAAAGCAGUUCUGAAAAGUGGAGGUACCUUACACGUGAAGCAAGCAGGGGCAUGCUGAAUGAAUUCUGUGUGACAGAAGAGUGCUGAGAACAGCUUUACACUGCCUU
Calypte anna (Anna's hummingbird) is the source of this 336-nucleotide messenger RNA. Its product is annotated as ovomucoid-like. NCBI's taxonomy places the organism in Eukaryota, Metazoa, Chordata, Aves, Apodiformes, Trochilidae. Bases 30 to 287 code for a protein of 85 amino acids. The record is from RefSeq and is a predicted model, not a curated record. Gene Ontology annotation, molecular function: protein binding; serine-type endopeptidase inhibitor activity. The transcript is spliced from 4 exons.